GACCCAAUCCAGCGGCUCUCACCACCUCUGUCCAGAUCUCAGCCUCCUGAGUAUCUGGGAUUACAAACGUGAGCCACUGGCACCUGGCCAGGAGCACCUAUUGUGAAGCACCCACCAUUUCUGACUCACAUUCAAGACAUCUACCUGAAAGGAAGUGACUGUCCUGAGAUCUCAGUUAAUCCAGGGCAGCUGCCAGCACCCAGCCAGCUCUCCUGACCCUCUGCUCCCUUCCCGGCCCCCAGCAAUGGCGUCCACAGAGCCCCUGCACGUGAAGAGCCCUGUCCGCGACAGCAUGACCCUGUCCAAGGUGGCUGGCACCAGCGUCUACCUCAAGAUGGACAGCUCCCAGCCCUCCGGCUCCUUCAAGAUCCGCGGCAUUGGGCAUUUGUGCAAGACGUGGGCUGGACAAGGCUGUGAACACUUUGUCUGCUCCUCCGCGGGCAACGCAGGCAUGGCGGCCGCCUAUGCCGCCAGGAAACUGGGCCUCCCCGCCACCAUUGUUGUGCCCAGCACCACGCCCGAACUCACCGUGGAGCGGCUCAAGAGCGAAGGCGCCAAGGUGGAGGUGGUGGGGGAGACUCUGGUGGAGGCCUUUGAGCUGGCCAAGGCACUGGUGAAGAACAACCCUGGCUGGGUUUUCGUGCCCCCCUUUGAUGACCCCCUCAUCUGGGAAGGCCACACGUCCAUCGUCAAGGAACUGAAGGAGGCACUGAGCGAAAAGCCAGGGGCCAUCGUGCUGUCGGUGGGGGGUGGGGGACUACUGUGUGGAGUGGUCCAGGGGCUGCAGGAGGUGGGCUGGAGGGACGUGCCCAUCAUCGCCAUGGAAACCAUCGGUGCCCACAGCUUCCACGCGGCCACGAGGGAGGGCAAGCUGGUCUCGCUGCCCAAGAUCACCAGUGUUGCUAAAGCUCUGGGCGUGACCACGGUGGCGGAGCAGGCCCUGAAGGUGUUUCAGGAACACCCCAUCUUCUCUGAGGUUGUCUCGGAUCAGGAGGCUGUAGCUGCCAUUGAGAAAUUUGUGGAUGACGAGAAGACACUGGUUGAGCCUGCCUGCGGGGCUGCCCUGGCUGCCAUCUACAGCCACGUGGUGAAGAAGCUCCAGAGGGAGGGCAAGCUGCCGGUGCCCCUGUCGUCCCUGGUGGUCAUCGUCUGCGGGGGCAGCAACAUCAGCCUUGCCCAGCUGCAGGCCCUCAAGGCCCAGCUGGGCAUGAAGAACGGACUGCCUGCAUGAGGCCCAGCUGUACCUAGGAUGGGUUGGCAUCCUGUACUCGCUGUGAAUACUCCCUCCCUUUGGUUUGUGAGCAGAGUUGAGCAGGCGGUCAGCAGCCACCCCACCCCCAAGGCACUGAACUGAGCCAUCCUCA
Molecule: messenger RNA, 1364 nt
Organism: Perognathus longimembris pacificus (Pacific pocket mouse)
Lineage: Eukaryota; Metazoa; Chordata; Mammalia; Rodentia; Heteromyidae
Gene: Sds
Product: serine dehydratase
Exons: 9
Coding region: 245-1231 (328 amino acids)
Biological process (GO): L-serine catabolic process; L-threonine catabolic process
Molecular function (GO): threonine deaminase activity; pyridoxal phosphate binding; L-serine ammonia-lyase activity
Source: RefSeq, a predicted model, not a curated record